Messenger RNA from Myxocyprinus asiaticus (Chinese sucker), 4485 nucleotides. Its product is annotated as histone-lysine N-methyltransferase EHMT2-like. NCBI's taxonomy places the organism in Eukaryota, Metazoa, Chordata, Actinopteri, Cypriniformes, Catostomidae. Gene Ontology annotation, molecular function: histone methyltransferase activity; zinc ion binding; protein-lysine N-methyltransferase activity. The record is from RefSeq and is a predicted model, not a curated record. The coding region runs from base 600 to 4088 and encodes 1162 amino acids. Gene Ontology annotation, cellular component: nucleus. The transcript has 27 exons.
UCACCACGCGCCCCACUGAGAGCGAACCGCAUUAUAGCGACCACGAGGAGGUUACCCCAUGUGACUCAACCCUCCCUAGCAACCGGGCCAAUUUGGUUGCUUAGGAGACCUGACUGGAGUCACUCAGCACACCCUGGAUUCGAACUCGUGACUCCAGGUGUGAUAGAUAAUUAUUUAUAUUUUAGAGCUGUCGGGACGGAUUUCGUGGGAAAUUGCAUACAUACGUCAUUCGCCCGUGCGUGUUCACGUCAUAUCCGUACGCAGAGAAAAUGAGAUCGGGCUACUAUAGCGCGUGUAUGGUGUGGGAGUUGCGUGAAGCUAAAAGUUUGUUGUCACAAUGAACGAGAAAAAUUGACCAGGGAUCAUUUAAAAUGGCAAACCAGAGUCACCGGUUGUAAAAACAAAGAAACCCCGAACAGAGCCGAGUCUACAAGCAAAAAGGGGAGGUGACAGAGUCCGUAAUAAAACCCGAAUCAACAUCAGCUUGGCUUUUCAGAGGUGGCGACAACUCUGAGAUCUGAAAGGAUUUAAAAGCGACCCAGAGAUGGCUUUUUACUUACUCAACAGCAGAACUGUUUCCUUCUGUAAAGAGCAAACCGAUGGAGGAGACGAUGAUGUCACCAGCACGCCAGGACGAGGGACAACACGCCACGCCCGGCAAAACUUUCUCAGGCAGUGGUGGUAAAACGGCUUCAUCCUCCUCCUCCUCCUCCUCCUCCUCCUCUCUCUCUUCUCCAUCUUCAGCGUCUAGCAGAGCUAAAAUGAGUGUGUGUGGGCCGGGCAGUAAGACGGCUUCCUCUUCCUCCUCUUCAUCUCUCUCAUCCUCUUCUUGCACAUCCCAUUCUACAGCCAACUCUCCACCUAAAGUCCACCGCGCUCGCAAGACCAUGACCCCUCGACCCCCAUUUGCACAGAUGAAGUCUACUGAGUCUAUGAUUGCAGCAGCUACACCUGAGAAACCCAACAAUAGCAGUAAAACAGACUCUGAAACAGCUGUGAAGAAGCGUAAAGUGGCGUUGGACUCUGAUGGUGUGGCGCCCCCUGCAGGAACUCCAGAGAAAGUUCCCAGACCUUCAACAGAUGCUCCACUGAUUGUGUCCCCAGUGAUGGAGAAGGUGGAGGCAGUUGCCAUGACGACUAAAGAGAAUUCUGGUGGUUGGCUGGAGGAUCUUGAUGACGAGGCAGAUGAAGAAGACUUUCACCUGCUCUACAACACGUAUUCUGGAGACGAUGUCAUUUAUUCUGACAGCAAGUCAGAGGAUGGGACGGUGGAAGAGCCGCUGGAUGCAGAGCAUCUGUCUGAUCAUAGCUCUGAGUCUGAUCAGUCUUUAGCUGUGCUGAAGAAAGCCGGAGGACAGAGAGACGAGUCGCCAUGGAAACGUCAGGGAAAGGGUAAAGCAAGAGACAGACACCCUGCCGGAGACAUGGAGACAAAUAAAGGUGUGGAUUCUGCAGGCGCAGUGACUGCAGCAGCUGCAGUGGACGACACUGACUACACUGAAGUUCCACUGGAUUCUCUAGAUAUCUCAGCAGCCGACAGCAUCUCACUGUCUCCACAUGCAGAUGGUAGUGAUGCAGAAACUGAGCGGUUGGAGGAACUUCCUCUGUGUAGCUGUCGAAUGGAAGCUCCUCGCGUGGAUGGAUUCAGUUCCCGCUCAAAUCGAAAUUGCAUGGCCAUAGACAGCAUCAACGGAGAGUUGGUGGGCUGUACCAAUGUGAUUGUGAAGGGGGAGACGAUGCGUCCCUCGAGCCGCGUGUCUCUGAUGGUGCUGUGCGAGACGCAUCGCUCACACAUGGUCAAACAUCACUGCUGUCCGGGCUGCGGAUACUUCUGCCUCUCUGGAACGUUUCUUGAAUGUUGUCCGGACAUCCGUAUUGCUCAUCGGUUCCACCGUGGCUGUGUGUCUGUGCUGGGUGGUAGGCGGAGUCGAGGAGGAGUGGGCGUCGGCUUGCUGUUCUGCCCUCACUGCGGUGAGGACGCUUCAGAAGCCCGAGAGGUCACCAUCCCACCUGCAGCGCCAUCAUCAGGCAGUAAUGUCAUCACGGCGAGCGCGUCAUCCACCACGGCCACACCCUCUCUGCUUCCCUCCGCUCUCGCUGUGACAUCACGGGUGCUAAACAAUGAAAGGAGGACGGGAGAGCCAAUCAAUGCCAGGAUGCGUUGCCGUGGAGAUGUCCGAAAGGGGGCGGAUUUACAGCCUCAACCGCCCAAUGCCAUUCCAGGAGGCGCAGAGGAUGCGGUCAACCUGGGCGAUGGCGGUGUGGACAGCGUCGGACCCUCGCUCACCCUGCCUAACGGGAAGCCGAUCUGCCCCAGUGCACUUCCUCCUGGAGACAGAAGGGCGGCGCUACAGAGAGCCAUUCUCACACAGGACACAGAGAGGAGGAAGAAGUUGCGGUUUCACCCCCGUCAGUUGUAUCCUGCAGCCAAACAGGGUGAAGUUCAGCGAGUUCUGCUCAUGCUCAUGGAGGGAAUUGACCCGUCAUAUCAGUCGGACUCUCAGAAUAGACGCAGCGCUCUCCACGCGGCUGCUCAGAGGGGUUUACUGGAGAUCUGUUACCUGCUCGUACAGGCAGGCGCAAAAGUGGACACCCAAGAUAAAAUGCUGAGGACCCCUCUGUUAGAGGCCAUAGUGAACAAUCAUGUGGACGUGGUGAAAUACCUGAUCCAGAGCGGAGCUUGUGUCUAUCAUGUAGAGGAGGACGGCUCUACUGGUCUUCAUCAUGCUGCUAAACUGGGUAAUCUUGAGGUGGUCACUCUGUUACUGAGCACUGGACAGGUGGAUUUAAACGCACAGGACAGUGGUGGUUGGACGCCCGUCAUCUGGGCAGCAGAACACAGACACAUAGACGUCAUUAGAGCGCUGCUCAACCGAGGAGCAGACGUCACAAUUCGAGACAAAGAGAUGAACGUUUGUCUGCAUUGGGCGUCGUUCGCAGGCAGCGCUGAGAUUGCAGAGCUGGUUUUGAACGCCGGCUGUCCGCUUUCAUCUGUGAACCUGCAUGGAGACACACCGCUGCACAUCGCCGCACGAGAGGGCUACAUCGACUGCGUCACGCUGUUUCUCUCUCGGGGUGCCGAUAUUGACAUUAUGAAUAAAGAGGGUGACACGCCGCUCUCUCUCGCCCGCUCUGACACGCCUGCUUGGGUGGCACUCCAGAUAAACAGGAAGUUGCGUAGGGGAAUAUCCAAUCGCGUCGUACGAACUGAGCGGAUCAUUUGCAGUGACGUGGCACAAGGAUACGAGAAUAUUCCGAUCCCGUGUGUUAACGGCGUGGAUGAUGAAGGCUGUCCGUCCGACUACAAAUACAUUGCAGAGAACUGUGAAACGUCUGCGAUGAACAUCGACCGCAACAUCACACACCUGCAGCACUGUAGCUGUACGGACGACUGUUCCUCCAGUAACUGUCUCUGUGGACAGCUCAGCAUCCGCUGCUGGUAUGAUAAGGACCAUCGACUUCUUCAGGAGUUUAAUAAGAUCGAGCCUCCACUGAUCUUCGAGUGCAACAUGGCCUGUUCCUGUCACAAAACCUGCAAGAAUCGAGUGGUGCAAGCUGGAAUCAAGGUGCGUCUGCAGCUGUAUCGUACAGAGAAGAUGGGUUGGGGCGUCAGAGCUCUUCAAGAUAUUCCACAAGGAAGUUUCAUCUGCGAGUAUGUUGGUGAGCUGAUCUCUGACGCAGAAGCAGAUGUGAGAGAAGACGACUCAUACCUCUUUGACCUUGAUAACAAGGACGGUGAGGUGUACUGUAUUGAUGCACGUUACUAUGGCAACAUCAGUCGCUUUAUAAACCACCUCUGUGACCCGAACAUCAUCCCGGUGCGUGUGUUCAUGCUGCAUCAGGACCUGCGAUUUCCUCGCAUCGCAUUCUUCAGCUCCAGGGACAUUUUUACAGGACAGGAACUCGGGUUUGAUUACGGCGAUCGCUUCUGGGAUAUCAAGAGCAAGUACUUCACCUGUCAGUGCGGUUCAGAGAAAUGUAAACACUCGGCGGAGGCCAUCGCGCUGGAGCAGAGCAGACUGGCACGCCUGGAAAACUGUCCGGAAUCAGCCAGUGAACCUGGACUUCCUGUGUUAGCACAAACAUGAUGUGAACAUGACAGUGAAGAGCUUUGUGUUUGUUUGUAUGACAAAUACACACUUAUACAGCUCACAUAUUUGGAGACACUUGCUUUCUCAGAGGUGUUUAAAUUUGAUAUGAAGGUAAAGGUUGUGUUUUUGGCUUCGAAUGAUUCGUUUCUAUCAGCUGAUCUGGAAAGUGGAAAUGAUACAUUUGGUGCACGCAAAUCCCCUUUUUAAAAUGCCACCAGGAAGUCGUAUUCAAAUUCAAACAGUAUGGAAUUCUGUCAGAAUCGUAAGUGAAAACAUUAUACAAACUGAUCACAAAUACUGUCCCUGUUGGCAUUCCAUAAAAAAACAUUCACUUUUGUUGAUUUGCUUUUUUAUAAGUGUAUUUUGUUUUAAUAAAUACUAUUUGAUACAGAAA